Molecule: messenger RNA, 492 nt
Organism: Seminavis robusta
Lineage: Eukaryota; Bacillariophyta; Bacillariophyceae; Naviculales; Naviculaceae
Source: the annotation of a GenBank genome assembly
AUGGCGGUCCGUCAAUUCGUCUUGGCGAUGCCCAGUUUGUUCCUCUCCUUCACAUACAACCAUACAAAGGGUGGUUAUGUCACUAUAACCGACAUGACAGGUACCGAUCUGCAGGCUUUGAAAACAGAAAAAGGUUGGAAGACACACAUGGCAGGACAUUGUUACAUGUUGGAUGCCAUGAACCCGGACUUUCACAGUAUCCGAACUGGAAUUAGUUUUGUGGUCGAGUGCGAUGGAUUUUCUUGGGCAUCCCACAUGGACUUUGCCACAUCCAAAAACCUAUGCCGAGAUUUUUACUCCUUCUACCCUUACAGGGCUCAGCAACUCAGCUACUUUCAUACAAACCUCUUUCUCAACAUGACAAUCGCUGCUUGUCGCGCUGUUUUGCCAAAGUCCAUCGCUUCCAAGUUUCAGCUGAAAGGACAAUUCAUCGCAUGCAAGAGAGCAUCCGAAGGCGAUAUGCAAUGGUUGCUUCGUAUAAGCUUUAGCUAG